GUCCAGGGCUUACACAGGACCGCAUUUUGCUGUGCUUAACUUAAUGCACGCUCACAGUAAAGCUCACAACAGCGGCGGUUUACCGUGAAAAAUUUUCAAUCAUGCAAUGUCCUCUGAUCUCAUGUCGUCUAGCUUCAAGGGCGACGCGUGUCACACGGAGGUCCUGCGGUCCGUUCUGGCCGUUGCCGCUAGGCGCGUCCUCAAGCAUAUCCGCUGGCAAAAGCUCCACACCUAGUAGCAAAUCGAGGAAAAGGCCGAAUAAUAACAAACAGCCUAACCAGCUAUCACAAUCUCCUCCGGUUCAGCCAAGCAUUGCGGCAUUGCGCCAAUUUGAGGUGCUGUGGCUUGAAUACCGCCAGGAGCUACAACUGGGAAAGCAAGCUGCCACAGCCGUUCUAGAUGAAGUGAAAAAGGUAUCACAGGGAGGGUUAUUGGAAACCCAAGUACGGUUCCCUUUCUCGUCUUCCACCUAGAUUUUGCCCUCAGCCCCCGCACUUUCAUGCCUGCACCUGCACACAAAGAUCCGAAAAGUUACCCAGUCCCCCGAGUGGUGAUGUUACGCUACCUUGUUUCGCUACAUGCCAAGUCCGGGUUUCAUUAUGUCCCCUCACUCACAACCUGAAACAACGCGUGGCUUGGCCAACACCCUCACCUUACAACUUGAAGAGCAUUGCACUAUCCAGCGGUUGCCGUAUCUCUGCCCGCAAAACUACCCACCCGUAUGCGCUUCCCAUUCUCCACACUCCUUGUCCCUAGGGCCGCCUGCCCUGCGACGCCAAGCUGCUCCGAAACCGGGCCCUGACACUUCUCCUCGUGGAUCCCCUGGAGCCCCGCCUGCGCCUACGGCAACUCCUAACCGCCGUGCCGCGCGCCGUACUCGCGCACGAGCCGCAGCUCCUGCUCGAAAGAGCCGCACGCUUUGCUGCGCUACUUCCCUCGUACGACACAACCCACGUGAUUACCACCAUACUUCCGCAUCUGGAUCGAGAUCCCUACCUGACGGCAAUGAACUUUGUCGAACUGGAUGACAUUUUCCGUCGCGCUUUCAGCGGUGCACGCGUGCCUCCCAGCGCCUUCGCUCACCUGCUCCGCGCUCCUGGUGCCAGUGUGCUCCUGGCGCCGCAGCAGCAGCUGACAAUGUCGGCAGGGGCGCCUGCUGCUGCUGGUGCUGCUGCUGGUGCCGCUGCAGGAGCAGCUCCCCUUCAGGGCGGGGUGAUGGGGCCUGCGGCCGUGAGCCCUCCGGCCAGCCCACAGGCUCCAUCGCAACCUGCGCAGCCAACAGGGCGGGGUAAGGAGGAAGAAACAGGGCGGGGGAGCGCAAGGAGAGGAGCAGGACAGGGAGAAGAGCAAUGGCAGCUUGAGCAGGUGCGACAGGGCCGGCAGGAACCUCAGCAGCAGCAUGGGCAGUGGCAGCAGCGCUGGCGGGAUCCGCUGCCGCACCAGCGGCGGUACGUGGACCCAUGGGUCGUAUUGCAGCGACUUCAGGAGCUGGUGUCUCUCUUCGGUCGCGAAACCGCAUACGUUGCCGUACAACGUCAUCCGUCCCUCAUGGACCGCGACCCACGGGACUUGGCGGCGCAACUGUCGCAGCUGGUGGCGGCCAUUGACCCAUGGGCCGUGUCGGGCACGGCAAGCGCGUCGAGCCUGGCGCCUACAUGUAUGGCAGGCAGCCUCGCUGGCAUUGGCGUCGGUGGUUCCGGAAUCAUGAUGCGUCCGGCUGCGCGGAUGCUUGAGGAGGCUCCAGAGGUGUUGGAUCUGGAUGUAGCGGAGGUACGGCGGAGGCUGGACGAGCUGGCGGAGGCGUUGGAGUGGGGCGCGUCGCAGGUAGCACAGCUCGUAUCGCUUGCCCCGGGCGUGCUGCUGCGCGAUCCAGCUGCCUGCCGUGGGAACCUCAUCCGCUUGCGUCUUUACGCCCUGCGCCGGCCAGCCUCCUGGCACCGGGAGCUUGGUGCAUGGCUGCAGGCAGGGGCCGCUACAGCUGCUGCUGCUGCCCCUCCUGCCACGGCUCCCGCGGCUGCCUCUGUCGUCAUUUACGGCACAGCCGGUACGGGAGGCGGCGCCUCCGAUACCCCUGAUGCGGCGCCGCUUGCGAAGGCGUCUGCUAAGGGCUACCAUGCUCGCAUGGGCAGGAGUGGCGGUAGCAGUGGGGGAAGUCAGAGCGGCAGCUUGGAGGGCCGUGGGAGCGUCGAGCUAGACCCGCAGGUGCUGUCGGUCAUUGCCCGGGCGCUAACGGUUGAUGAUGAGGUGGUUGACCGUUGCGAGUACCUGGCUAUGUCCGGGGAAAGAACUGCGGUAACGCUGCAUGAGCUGUUGUUUGAGAGUCGGGUUAAGUUUGUACGGCAAUGCCCCCGUUACAGUCGGUGGUGGGCUGAGGGUGCUGCACGGCAGCGGGGUGAGAGCGAUGAGGAAGUUGAGGUGGGGCUGUGUUUCGAUGACAAUGAAGUGAAUGGGCUCUUGGGAGUGCAGGUGGCGGACGUGGAGGAAGGUAGAAAACAGCGCUGGGAAAGGGAAGGGCUAGUCGAAGAUGAUGUCAGGGAAGAUGAGGGAUUUGUUGACGGUGAGGACGGCGGUUUGGAGGAGCUGCUGGGUUUUUUGUGAGCAAGUGUGCCCGCGGAUAAGGAAAAUAAAAAGUGCUAAGACGUAUGCCUAUUGCGCUCUUGCAACUUACCCCGUACUUUGGUCCUCCUGCAACAGGUUUCACAACUGGGCGCCAAAACCAGGACUGUCCGCUUUUAACACUAUAAAAGUCAUUUAUAAAAGGUUCAAUCUAUACUGACCUGCUGUCUUGUCAUCACUAUCGUUGCAAAACAAAGCAGGUUGCGUGGCCUCGGAGCCCCGUACCCCAAGUACCCGAGCACUUCGAAGCUUGGGCGUUUCCUGCUCAGUCAAACUACAAUUACUUGGUUACCUUAGUUUUUAGGUAUAGGGUAGAGGUACACGAAGAAACGGCGUUGCCUUCAGAGCACUUUUCUUCCAACAGAAGUACAGGUCUGAGCUCGGCACAGUACGCAAGGGUUUGAGAAGGCCACUUGCGUCAAAGGAUGGCUUGGACUGGUCCCGCUCGAGGCGAUACGUCGCGGAUGCGGUCCACACGAAAGACUUCGGGAUGUAAGCAGUGCAGCAUGGCCGGAUGCUGCUGCUGCUGUAAAAACUGGUGUCACAUCUGCGGCGUGGCUAAAUGUCGUGCUGCGCGAGACGCGAAGUGGCUCGACGACACGCUAAAUACUGAGUACAAGAGAGAGUACCCGCCCAAAGGCGUUAUGCCGGAGCGAAGAACCCCAGGUCACGGGCCUCUGGACAGCCUCCCCUUCAACGCCACCACCACCCACCGCGCCGACUUCACACCCAAGCACGUCCGCUCGCAGUCCGCCCGCCCCGCCGACAAACCCAUCCCCGCACACCGCCUGGACGACUCCACCACUUACAAGUCCCACUUCCCGCCAAAACGCGCUCAACUGGAGGCGCCCCCCGGCCCCGCCAACGCUGCAUGGUCCGCACCGUUCGUGGGCGUCACCACCUACAAUGCAGAGUACAUUCCCCGGAAGGUCCGGCCCUGGACUGCGGAGCCACCGCUGCCGCCGCCAGUGGUUCCUUUGGACAGUGCUACGGAAUACAAGGACCAAUACCACCGGAAACCCAUUCCGGCACGCAGUCUGCGCGCCUCGCAACCGCUCCUGCCCUCCAAUCACGUGCCCACCAUUACGACCUACGGUCAUGACUACGUGCCAAAGCCGUUUGAGGAGCGCGAGAGGCUGAACUGCUGCGAUAAUCCGAGCCAUCCCGCGGAUUACGCGCCGCCUGUUACUUGUGCGUGGUCCGCUUCGCCGUUGUCGCGUGGCAAGGGAGGGAGGCCUGGCUUGGUCGGGCGGAGCAGGGUGGGCUAAGGGUCGCGCGGGGCUGAGGGGGGGGGCAAACGGCGCAUGGGGCGCGAACUGAAAAGGGGGGCUGAAGCAGGUAAUGGCUAGCAUGGAAGCAUGAGACGGUGCUUGUGUGGUGGAAGGGUUGUUUGAGGCGGCCUAUUUGUAUGCUAGCGAGCAUUUGUGUUUAUGGUUGACUGGGAAAGGUAGUGAAUGAUGCGGCGUCGGAGUAUAUCUGAUUGGCUGGGGAGUCCAAGUGUGGUGAGCAGGAUGGAUUGAAAGGCAGCGGUUGCGCGCGGCUUUUGGCUCAUGUGGCCUUGGCUAGGUGUGGACGAUGGGUAUUUAGCGGGAAGGUAUGUUUCCUCCUGCAUUCAUCCGUUUGCGGCAUGGGGUGCAUGCAUUAGCGGGCAGCUCGAGCAACUUGGGUGGACCUUGUGAUUGCGCUUGGUAUGUUUGCCCGUGCGAUGUGUUGACGGCAAAUGACGUAAUAAGUAUUAGUGCAUUGAUCCAUAGUAGCUCUAUAUGGACUUCGUCUUUAGGUAGGAUUGUGUAACACUCUGUAGCAGUCCCAGUUAAUUUCUUAACGGGUGUGCGGUGACGGUUAGGGAGUGCCCUUUACAUGCGCCUCUUUUGCAUUCCUCGCCAAUUUAAAGCUUGCGGGAAUUGAGGCCAGCCCGUCGCCACGCUUACCACAUCCGGGCCACGUACCCGCUUUUGUUGAAUGUUCGUUGCAUCCUAGUGACUCGCUCUGUUGAUUAGCCGGGUGAGCCAGCUUUGCUGCUAGAGCGCUAGGCUGCUUAGGCAGGUAUGUGCGCAUGUCUUGCCAGUCUGGGGCUCAGUUGCUGGCUCUAGCGGUUUCGUUUGUGUUGAAUCCCAGUCACAGUUGUGGUGCAGAGAGAUGGCGGGUCGUGAUGUGGUUAUGUAGCUUACGUUCUAAUGCCAACAUCUAUGCCCAGGCGAGUCCUGGUUCGUACCAUGACACUGUACGGCGCUGCUGCUUGAAAUCGAAACGUUGAAAUUGCUAGUUUUGUAAAUGUAACUGGUAUCCAGCCGUG
Molecule: messenger RNA, 4912 nt
Organism: Astrephomene gubernaculifera
Lineage: Eukaryota; Viridiplantae; Chlorophyta; Chlorophyceae; Chlamydomonadales; Astrephomenaceae
Source: the annotation of a GenBank genome assembly